This is a messenger RNA of Cynara cardunculus var. scolymus (artichoke), 3063 nucleotides long. Its product is annotated as beta-galactosidase 10. The record is from RefSeq and is a predicted model, not a curated record. Bases 293 to 2836 code for a protein of 847 amino acids. Gene Ontology annotation, cellular component: cell wall; vacuole. NCBI's taxonomy places the organism in Eukaryota, Viridiplantae, Streptophyta, Magnoliopsida, Asterales, Asteraceae. Gene Ontology annotation, biological process: carbohydrate metabolic process. Gene Ontology annotation, molecular function: carbohydrate binding; beta-galactosidase activity. The transcript is spliced from 19 exons.
AGAACACACAGUAAAUGGUGAUAAAUGUGAUUGCCGGUUGGUCUCUGCUUCAGGCCCAUCAUUUUUGUUAGCUUCUCAGAUCAAGAUACGUGGCUCUGAAUCCCAAUUUUUGAUUUAUUUAUUCUGAUUUCAUCUCACCAAAUGGGGAAACCAGGAAAAGUAUUAGAAAAAGAUUAGACAGAUACAUGUGCAACUUAAAUAAUUGUUAUCAGAUCUCUCGAUUCCGUAAUACCCAUAUAAAAAGCUUCGAGCUUUUUUCAAAAUAGAAGUAGAAGAGGGGAAGCAUUCAUCAAUGGCUUCCACUGUUUGUACUCUGCUUCUCUUCUUCUUCAGCUGCUUUGUAUGCUUGUACAUUUCGCCAUUUGUAGCAGCAGUUAACAAUGUGACAUAUGAUAGUCGGUCACUCAUCAUCAAUGGCGAAAGAAAGCUUCUUAUCUCAGCUGCCAUCCACUACCCUCGUAGUGUUCCUGCUAUGUGGCCCGGAUUGGUAAAAACGGCAAAAGAAGGAGGUGUAGAUGUGAUUGAGACCUAUGUAUUCUGGAACGGUCAUGAACCAUCGCCAGGCAAUUACUAUUUUGGUGGAAGGUAUGAUUUGCCCAAAUUUGUGAAGAUAGUUCAGGAAGCUGGUAUGCUUCUGAUUCUCCGAAUUGGGCCGUUUGUUGCUGCAGAAUGGAACUUUGGCGGUAUACCUGUUUGGUUGCAUUAUGUGCCGGGGACUGUCUUCAGAACCGACAAUGAACCUUUCAAGCAUUACAUGCAGAACUUCACAACUCUUAUUGUGAAUAUGAUGAAGAAAGAGAAGUUUUUCGCAUCACAAGGAGGUCCGAUCAUCUUAUCUCAGGUGGAAAACGAGUAUGGAUACUAUGAAGCUGCAUAUGGCGAGGGUGGGAAAGCGUAUACCCAAUGGGCAGCUAAAAUGGCUCUUUCUCAAAAUACAGGUGUACCGUGGAUAAUGUGUCAGCAAUGGGAUGCUCCAGAUCCAGUGAUUAAUACAUGCAAUUCGUUUUACUGUGAUGAUUUCAAGCCAAGCUUCGCAACGAUGCCCAAAAUCUGGACUGAAAAUUGGCCCGGAUGGUUCAAGACAUUUGGAGGUAGGGAUCCCCACCGCCCCGCGGAAGAUGUUGCUUAUUCUGUUGCUCGUUUUUUCCAAAAAGGAGGAAGUGCUCAUAAUUAUUAUAUGUAUCAUGGUGGGACAAAUUUCGGACGCACUUCUGGUGGGCCGUUUAUAACCACGAGCUAUGAUUAUGAUGCACCAAUUGACGAAUAUGGGUUACCAAGGUUUCCGAAAUGGGGGCACCUUAAGGAGCUUCAUCGAGCUAUAAAGUUGUGUGAACAUGCAUUGUUGAACAACAAACCCACCUUGGUCCAUCUUGGGCCUCUACAAGAGGCUGAUGUCUAUGAAGAUCAAUCGGGAAGCUGUGCUGCCUUCAUUGCCAACUUAGAUGACAAAAGCGAAAAGACGGUACAUUUUCGGAAUGUUUCAUAUACGCUACCAGCAUGGUCGGUGAGCAUUCUUCCAGACUGCAAAAAUGUAGUCUUCAACACUGCCAAGGUCGGAUCUCAAACUUCUACCAUUGAAAUGGAACCGGAGCAGUUGAAACCUUCAAUUGCUUCACCGGAUAAAGACUUGAAACCACUUAGUUGGGAAAUAUUUGUUGAAAAAGCCGGGAUAUGGGGAGAAGCUGAUUUUACUCGUAACGGCUUCGUGGAUCACAUCAAUACCACAAAAGAUACCACCGACUACCUUUGGCAUACAACGAGAUUAUUUGUUGACGAGAAUGGAGAAUUUUUAACGAACGGAAACCAACCAACGCUCCUCAUCGAAUCAAAGGGUCAUGCCCUUCAUGCCUUUGUGAAUGGCAUACUUCAAGGUUUUGCAGCUGGAAACGGUACAGUAUCACCGUUCAAGUUUAAGAGCCCGGUGUCUUUGAAGGCGGGAAAGAACGAAAUUGCUAUUCUAAGCAUGACCGUGGGACUCCAAAAUGCAGGAUCGUUUUACGAAUGGGUUGGAGCCGGUUUAACGAGUGUGAAACUCAAAGGUUCGAAGAAUGGAACCAUGGACUUAUCUAACAGCACAUGGACCUACAAGAUUGGGUUAGAAGGUGAGCAUCUUGGUCUGUAUGACGCAAAUGGUUUGAAAAAUGUGAACUGGAGAUCGGUCUCGGAGCCACCUAAAAACCAGCCAUUGACAUGGUACAAGGCUGUUGUGGAUGCCCCGCCAGGAGACGAACCCGUUGCACUUGACAUGGUUCACAUGGGAAAGGGAUUGGCGUGGCUGAACGGGGAGCAGAUCGGAAGAUAUUGGCCCCGAAAGGCGCCAAUUGACAAGUGUGUUAAAGCGUGUGACUACAGAGGCAAGUUCAACCCCGAUAAAUGCAAUACAGGAUGUGGAGAACCGACACAAAGAUGGUAUCAUGUUCCAAGGUCUUGGUUCAAGCCGUCGGGCAAUGUUUUGGUGAUGUUUGAGGAGAAAGGCGGAGACCCCACUCAGAUUAGGUUCUCGAGGCGGAAGUUAUCCGGUCUUUGUGCUCACAUAUCCGAAGAUCACCCCUCCUUUGUUACCAAUGAUUUGCACAAAAACAAAGCAGAUUUGGAGCUAAAAUGCCCGAUGAACAUGCACAUUUCCGCUUUCAAGUUUGCCAGCUAUGGAACUCCGACAGGGGCUUGCCAAUCCUACGCCAUUGGAGAUUGCCAUGAUCCCGACUCCACCUCUGUUGUCGAAAAGCUAUGCUUAAACAAGAACGAAUGCAAAGUGGGGUUAACCGAAAAGAAUUUUAGAACGGAAAUUUGCCCCGGUGUGAUGAAGAAACUUGCCGUGGAAGCCAUGUGUAGCUAAUCGUUCCGGUUUGGGUCGAAACGGUUAUUUUUUUGUAGUCCUGCCUACGUGAUUUCAAAAUCUACAAGAAAAAUCUUGGGUUGAUUUGUGUAAUGUUUUUAUUUUUGAGGUCUUGGUUUUAAUUUAUAUAUUUUGUGGGUCCCAAGUGACACCCAUUUACAUGCAUCAUCAAUCUAUCUGAGUAUUUCUAAUAUAUUUUUGAAAAAGUUAAAAUAUUCUUAUUCGAU